Messenger RNA from Ilex paraguariensis (yerba mate), 2550 nucleotides. The record is from the annotation of a GenBank genome assembly. Lineage: Eukaryota; Viridiplantae; Streptophyta; Magnoliopsida; Aquifoliales; Aquifoliaceae.
AUGCCAAGGUCUAAUCGGAUGAUGGAGGAUCUGAUCAACGGAUCUUGCAAGAUCCGGAAAAGGGUUUGCUCACCAUCAUCUUCUACAUCGUCUAGACUCCAAAACUACAGAUUCAAACGGGCCAUUUUGGUGGGUAAGGGCCGAGGUGGAGGGUCACGAUCCAGCACACCAGUACCCUCAUGGAAAACUACGCCGAUGAGGUCCAUGGCAGAGUCUCCCAAGUACGCUGCUUCCCAGAGCGGAGGGAAGUCGAGGCCUGUGUCAGCGAGGAAGCUGGCGGCGACGUUGUGGGAAAUGAAUGAGGUUCCAUCGCCAAGUGUGAGGAGAGAGAGUUUGGAGGAGGAAAAGAAGUUGUUGAGGAGAGAGAUGAAGGCUAGAGAGAGAAUGAGGUCGGUGAAUUCCGGUUCACUCCCUCGCCAUUUGUCUGAUCCGUCUCAUAGUCCUGUUUCUCAGAGAAUGGAUCGGUCUGAAACAGGUAGUCGCCACAGGAGGACAUCCUCAAUUUCUCAGAAGCUUAGGCUUGCAGACCACAAUGUUAGAGUUUUGGAUUCUCUUAGUAGUACCAGUUUAAUGGAGAUUGAGACUAGAUCUCGAGCCCAGACUCCUAGUGGAUCCAUGGUGGGUGGUAGAAACCGUCUAAAGGAUGUUAGUAAUGCUUUGACCACGUCUAAAGAGCUAUUGAAAAUUAUCAACCGUGUUUGGGCUCAUGCUGAUCAGCCUUCAUCAAGCAUGUCUCUUGUCUCGGCCUUGCAUGCUGAGCUUGAGGGGGCUCGCCUGCUGGUCAACCAGCUUAUCCAAGAACAACGUUCAGAUCAACAAGAGAUCAAUUAUCUUAUGAAGUGUUUUGCUGAAGAGAAGGCAACAUGGAAAAAUAAAGAGCAACAAGCAGUUGAAGCUGCUGUUGAGACCAUUGCUGGUGAACUUGAGGUGGAGCGGAAGUUGAGGGGCCGUUUUGAGAGCUUAAACAAGAAACUUGGGAAGGAAUUAGCAGACACAAAAGCAUCUUUCAUGAAAGCAGUGAAAGAACUUGAGAGCGAGAAGAGGGCAAGAGAAAUAAUGGAACAGGUGUGUGACGAAUUAGCUAGGGAUAUUGGCAUAGAUAGAGCUGAAAUGGAAGAGCAGAAGAGGGAGUCUGCAAAAGUUCAUGAAGAGGUUGAGAAGGAAAGGGAGAUGCUUCAAUUAGCUGACAUGUUGCGUGAGGAGCGAGUUCAGAUGAAACUCUCGGAGGCUAAACAUGAGUUUGAGGAGAAAAAUGUGGCCAUUGACAAGCUGAGGAAGCAACUUGGAGCUUUCCUGGGGACCAAGAAAGGUAAAGAAAAGGGAUGCGGUUCUCAAAAAUUUGGGAAUGAUGAUGAGAUUGCAGCCUACCUGAGUAAAACUCGCUUUGGCUCUCAUCAGAAUGAAGAAAAAGAAGAUGAUGGAGAAGUGGAGGAUGUUGUAGACUGUGAAGAAGACUCGGCUGAAAGUGAUCUUCAUUCUAUAGAAUUGAACAUGGACAACAAUAAUAAGAGUUACAAAUGGGCUUACCCAUCUGCCAUUGGACGUGAUUCUAGUAGAGUUUCAAUUGGCAAUGAAAUGAAAGGGAGGAAUUCUACCCCAGAAAAAGUACACAGGAAGAGCACUUAUCUGCAAAGGAGCAUUUCAGAUGGAAUUGAAUGGGCUGCCCAAAUUGGUGGCUUUCAGAGCUUGAGAGAUGGUUUAGACCGGGAGAGAGUCCAUGAAUAUGAGAAGCAGGCUCAAAGAAAAAGCUACGGGGAUGAAAUGCAGAGAUACAAAUCCGUGAAGGGUAGCAGGGACCAUAUAUUACCUAGUUCUAGAUUAGGGUCAUCCAAAGACACCGCAAGUCCAAAGCGGCAAGGAGGGCCAUGGUCUUCACUAGAUCCUGGCAGUACAUUUCAGGAGAGACCUGCUACGGCGCAGAGCACUGGUUUGAAGUCAAGGCUGGGGGAAGCCAGAAAUGAAGAAAAAGAAGAUGAUGGAGAAGUGGAGGAUGUUGUAGACUGUGAAGAAGACUCGGCUGAAAGUGAUCUUCAUUCUAUAGAAUUGAACAUGGACAACAAUAAUAAGAGUUACAAAUGGGCUUACCCAUCUGCCAUUGGACGUGAUUCUAGUAGAGUUUCAAUUGGCAAUGAAAUGAAAGGGAGGAAUUCUACCCCAGAAAAAGUACACAGGAAGAGCACUUAUCUGCAAAGGAGCAUUUCAGAUGGAAUUGAAUGGGCUGCCCAAAUUGGUGGCUUUCAGAGCUUGAGAGAUGGUUUAGACCGGGAGAGAGUCCAUGAAUAUGAGAAGCAGGCUCAAAGAAAAAGCUACGGGGAUGAAAUGCAGAGAUACAAAUCCGUGAAGGGUAGCAGGGACCAUAUAUUACCUAGUUCUAGAUUAGGGUCAUCCAAAGACACCGCAAGUCCAAAGCGGCAAGGAGGGCCAUGGUCUUCACUAGAUCCUGGCAGUACAUUUCAGGGGAGACCUGCUACGGCGCAGAGCACUGGUUUGAAGUCAAGGCUGGGGGAAGCCAGAGUGGAAGGGCAGCAUGGAAGAAGAUCAAAACGGUGA